CAAAACACAGCCAUCCGACCCAACGAGUCGCCGAGUAAACUAUCUCUCUCUCUCUCGACUCGCUCUCCCGCCGCCCCAUUGUGUCACAAAGCUGAAAAGCCUCCACCUUCUUCUUUUUUUUUUCACCAGUUUCUGUUUUCUUCCCCAUCUCUCCGGUAAUCAUAAGAGCUUUUGACGCCAGAGCUGGCCUGAAACCGUCAGGCUGUGAGUUCUGUUCAGCCACUGAGGCGAGCGAGCUAGUUGGGCUUCUUCCGCUUUUAAUUUUGGCGAUUGAAUACACUGGUUUCCGCAGGCGGGAGUUAUGGCGUGGAAAGUGUUUGUCAAAAUGCCUCAGUUAAAAAAAAAAAAAAAUUGAACCCCCAAUGAAAAAGUGAAGCGUUUUGUGAGAGGUGGGUGGGUGGUACUGAGCCUGUGGCCGACUUUAUGAAGGUCAAGACGGGUAAUAACUGAAACUGUGACAAGAGGGCACGAGGCCGUCUGUUUGUGAGUGGUGUAUAUAUUGUAUACAUAUAUAUUGAGUUGUGUGUCGAAGGUGGGAGAAGAGGAAAAAAUGGACGGUUUGCUGGGUAGAAGGAUGUUCAACGUCUCUGUUUGUGGGCAAGAUGAGCUGGAGCAUAUAUCAAGAGAUGGCAGCCAUUACAGCCUCUCGACUGGGAUACUUCCAUCUCUUGGUGCGAGGAGCAACAGGAGGGUCAGGCUCAAGAAUUUCAUUAUCUCGCCUUAUGAUCGUCGUUACAGGAUAUGGGAGACAUUUCUCAUUGUCUUGGUCAUUUACACAGCAUGGGUAUCACCUUUCGAGUUCGGAUUUCUUAGAAAACCAGAGGGGCCACUCUCAAUAACCGAUAACAUUGUGAAUGGAUUCUUUGCUAUUGAUAUCAUUCUCACCUUCUUCGUGGCUUACCUCGACAAAGCGACUUACCUUCUUGUGGACAACCGAAGACAGAUUGCUUGGAAGUACACGAGGACAUGGCUGGCCCUUGAUGUUAUUUCCAUCAUCCCGUCUGAACUCGCAUGGAAAAUCUCCCCUAAACCAUUCAAGUCCUAUGGCAUGUUUAACAUGCUCCGCCUAUGGCGUUUGAGAAGAGUUAGUUCCUUAUUUUCCAGAUUGGAGAAAGAUAGGAAUUACAACUACUUCUGGGUUCGAUGUGCCAAGCUCAUUUGUGUCACACUUUUUGCUGUGCAUUGUGCGGGAUGCUUCUAUUAUCUUAUCGCUGCUCGCUACCACAACCCAGAAAGAACAUGGAUUGGAGCAUCUCUUGGGAGUGACUUUCUAGAAAGAGGAUUAUGGCUUCGAUAUGUGACUUCAAUGUACUGGUCUAUUACUACUCUUACAACUGUUGGCUACGGCGAUCUGCAUCCUGUGAACACAAGAGAGAUGAUAUUUGACAUCUUUUACAUGCUCUUUAACCUCGGGUUGACUGCAUACUUGAUCGGUAACAUGACCAACUUGGUUGUUCAUGGUACCAGUCGAACCAGGAGAUUCAGGGAUACUAUACAAGCUGCUUCAAGCUUUGCUCAGAGGAACCAGUUACCAGUGAGGCUACAAGAUCAAAUGCUUGCACAUUUGUGUUUGAAAUUCAGAACAGAUUCAGAGGGACUGCAGCAGCAGGAAACUCUUGAUUCCCUUCCGAAAGCCAUUCGGUCAAGCAUUUCACAUUACCUGUUUUAUUCUCUUGUGGACAAAGUCUACCUGUUUCGUGGGGUCUCAAAUGACUUGCUUUUCCAGUUGGUUUCAGAGAUGAAAGCUGAAUACUUCCCUCCCAAAGAAGAUGUGAUUUUGCAGAAUGAAGCACCAACAGAUUUUUAUAUACUCGUCACUGGUGCCGUGUCUUCUGCUGCUGACAUUUCCCUUUUACUUCCUAGGAUCUACUGGUUCUCAAGAAUGGAGUGGAACAGGCAAGCCCUGCACCUUAGAAAUGUGGUUGGGGAGCUUAAAACAGGUGAUCUUUGCGGUGAGAUUGGAGUACUUUGUUACAAACCACAGCUGUUUACGGUGAGGACUAAAAGAUUGUGUCAGCUGCUUCGAAUGAACAGAACUACAUUCUUGAAUAUCGUUCAAGCCAAUGUUGGAGAUGGGACAAUCAUAAUGAACAAUCUUCUACAGCAUUUGAAAGAUCUUAAGGAUCCAAUAAUGGAGGGAGUUCUGCUUGAGACAGAGAACAUGCUGGCUCAUGGAAGAAUGGACAUUCCUCUCAGCCUAUGCUUUGCUGCAAUGCGGGGAGAUGAUCUCUUGCUGCACCAGCUACUCAAACGUGGUUUGGAUCCAAAUGAAUCUGACAACAACAACAGAGCAGCCCUGCACAUUGCAGCAUCGAAAGGAAGCGAGAACUGUGUGCUUCUUCUGCUUGAUUAUGGUGCUGAUCCCAACUGCAGAGACUCGGACGGCAACGUGCCACUGUGGGAGGCCAUUAAAGGCUGCCACGCCGGAGUAGUGAAGCUGCUUCAAGAAAACGGCGCCACCAUACAAUCAGGAGAUGUCGGCCACUUCGCGUGCACUGCAGCGGAGGAGAACAACCUCGACCUUCUCAAGGAAAUCGCCCGCCACGGAGGUGACAUCACGGCCCCCAAGACCAGCAACGGCAGCACAGCGCUCCACGUCGCAGUCUGCGAGGACAAUGCCGUGAUCGUCAAGUACCUUCUCGACCAAGGCGCCGACGCGGACAAGCCGGACGUCAAUGGGUGGACGCCUCGCGAUCUGGCCGACCAACAGGGCCACGAGGAGAUCCAGAACAUGUUCAUGACGUCGAGCAAAGAACCAAAAGAUCAUCAUCAACAGCCACCGGUGGUGAUUUCGUCGAUACCGGAGAAGCAAGAGAACGGGAUCAGGUACCUAGGGAGGUUCACGAGCGAGCCAGCGAUCCACCCUGUCGUGGCGAGCGACGAGGACAGUUCGUGGAGCUCGAGGAGGGCGAGGAGGAAGACGAACAACUUCCACAACUCGCUGUUUGGGAUGAUGUCAGCAGCUGCGCAGAACGGGGAUGGUAAUGGCGGCAAGGAAGGAGCCCUGUUUUCGGUGGGCAAUGGGAAUGGAAGCCAAGCGAGCAGGGCGGCGAGAGUGACGAUAAGUUGCCCGGAGAAGGGAGGCGAUACGAGGAAGCUUGUGGUGCUUCCUAAGACGUUUCAGGAGUUGCUUGACUUGGGGGAAAAGAAAUUCGGGAUCAGGGUUGGUAAGGUGGCGACUAUGGAUAGGGUUGAGGUCGAUGAUAUUGAGGUGAUUAGGGAUGGUGAUCAAUUGAUGCUUGUGAGUGAAGGAACGAUUGAGGGUACUGAUACUACUAAUGAUACGUGAUUGAUGAUUGGCAAUUGUAACCUUUGCAAGUGUAUAUAGUUUGAGUUGUGAUGAUGGGGAAAUGAAGAAGGUGUUCAGUCCCCAGUGUUCUUUUGGUGUUCUUGUUUGUGUUCUAUCCUCUCUUAUGAUAAUGAAAGUGCCUUCCUUUUGCAAAGAGAUGCAAAUCCAGCAA
Linum tenue is the source of this 3461-nucleotide messenger RNA. NCBI's taxonomy places the organism in Eukaryota, Viridiplantae, Streptophyta, Magnoliopsida, Malpighiales, Linaceae. The record is from the annotation of a GenBank genome assembly.